AUGGCUUCCCACCAGGACAAGGCUAGCUACCAGGCCGGCGAGACCAAGGCCCGCACCGAGGAGAAGACUGGGCAGGCGAUGGGGGCGACCAAGGACACGGCGCAGCACGCCAAGGAGACCACCAAGCAGAAGGCGUCCGACACCGGCAGCUACCUGGGCCAGAAGACCGAGGAGGCCAAGCCGAAGGCCGGCGAGACCACGGAGGCCACCAAGCAGAAGGCCGCCGAGACGACGGAGGCCGCCAAGCAGAAGGCCGGCCAGACGACGGAGGCCACCAAGCAGAAGGCCGGCGAGACGACGGAGGCCACCAAGCAGAAGGCCGCCGAGACGACGGAGGCCGCCAAGCAGAAGGCCGCCGAGGCCACGGAGGCCGCCAAGGACACCGUCGUCUCCGGCAAGGAGAAGUCCGGCGGCGUCAUCGAGCAGGCCACUGAGCAGGUGAAGAGCGCGGCGGCGGGCGCCAAGGACGCGGUGAUGAACACGCUGGGGAUGGGCGGGGACAACAGCAAGCAGGGCAACACCAACACCAACAGCAAGGACUCCUCCACCAUCACCAGGGAUCACUAG
This is a messenger RNA of Miscanthus lutarioriparius, 567 nucleotides long. Lineage: Eukaryota; Viridiplantae; Streptophyta; Magnoliopsida; Poales; Poaceae. The record is from the annotation of a GenBank genome assembly.